CACACAUACAUAUACUUACACACACUGACACACAUACUUAUACACACACACAUGCGCACACCCACACAAAGAUAAGUAGACAUGGCAUCCAUUGUGCGAAUUACGGAGCUGAAACAAAAACCUUUACAGGUAAUCCUUUCGGGACAGAAACAGGAUGAGACAAUCGCAACAGAGAAGGAGAAAGAAAGAGCAAAAGAGAAAGAGAAAGAGAAGAAAGAGGGACCAGUAAGGGCUGCCAGUUGUAAUACCAGCAAGACUGACCCACAUGUGAGGGCAGUAAAUCCACACCAAGAUCAUACCUGCUUGCAAUCACAGGUGGGCCAGGUAGAAAGUUGUGAAAAUAAGGAAAAAUGUAUCCGUGGGCCACAUCGACCCCAAAUCAAUUCUGCUGAUACUCCUAGAAGAAUGAUAUUUUACACUCCAUUUUCCAAUAAUCAUGAGAGACAAUUGAAGAAAACCAUUUCAGAACCUUUCAUUUGCACCAAACCCAAAUCAGAAGAAGAUUCUGCCAAGACCAAAAGCUGUGUAGAGUUCUUACCAAAACUUGAGAAGAAUUUCGGAAACAGUUCCAUUCAGACAAGGGCCAGCAGCAGCCAAUCGUUUCUUGAAAAUGAUCCUGCCAGAAGCCAUAAUGUCAAACCUCAACCCCAACCAGAAAAUUUCUUUGGUCUCAGUACGAAACAGCUUUCUGUUGGGACUCUUCAAAGCAAACAGCCUGACAAUACACCCUCACAUAGAAGAACAUCUUCAUCCCCUCCAAUUUCAGCAAAGUCUAAAAUCUCAAACAAACCGUCAACAAAACCCAUGAAAGCCCUUCCUAAUUCUUCGUUGCCUUUGAAAUUUUUCGAUGGUCCUUUACCAGAUGGUUCUUUGCCAAUCAAAGUGCCACACAAAGCUUUGCCAGACAGUUCUUUGCCAAUCAAAGUACCACACAAAGUGGCUUUGCUCGAUGGUUCUUUGCCAACCAAGGUGCCACACAAAGGUUUAACCGCUUACAGUUUGCCAAAUUUGAUGGGUGAGCCGACAAUCUCCAGGAAUCCUGACCAGUCAAUCACUGAGAAGCAGUCCAAAAGAACAACCCGACCUCUGCACAGUUCACAAGGUCAAGGGUCAUCAACCGAUGCCACAAAUUUGGCAAAAUCCUCCAAGACACAAGUGUUAAGACAAUCUCUACUAGAACAGCUCUCUCAAUAUCAGGAUGAAAUAGAUUAUACUCGUUGGAUAUCAGAACAACAUUUAGAGCGAAUCCACCGGAGUUUGGAUCACAAACCCUCAAGGCUCGUGAUUAUAUCCUCAAAGAUAUCCCAGAAACAGUUCCUCAUCGAUGCCUUGCUACCAAAUACAUUUGAUUUGAUUUAUGAUUAUGAUAACUUUUCAACGACAGAUCUAAUUGAUGCGAUUCAGAGAAAGUUGGAUGGCAAAAAAGUAGAAUGUCUUCUGAUGAUGUGCAAGGGCGGUCCUGGAUAUAUAUAUUUGCUGAAGAACCAUGUUGUGACUCCACAGAAGUUGAAAACCAGCGACUGUCAAGCACUGAUCUGGUUUUGGAAGUCUCUUGAGCAAGUAAUCAGUAAACUCGAAGAAGAAUCUGCUGCCAUCCACAUCUUGGUGCCAAGACUCACAGACAUUCAACAAGGAUGCACACUAGAACAAAAUCUACAGCAGGUAUUAGAACCCUUUAGAAUCCACGUUGAAGCAAUCAGUUUUUCAAAUAGCCAAGGCCUGAAAAUUCUCAGUAUGUACUUCAAUAUAAAUAGCCUGUUACCGUGGUUAGGACACCAACAGCAAGAACAACAACAAUAUGUAGAAGAAGGAGAAGAAGAAGAAGAUAUUUAUGGAGAGGACCAAUCUUUGCAAGACUUCUUAGAUCCAGAUUAUGACUUAAAACAUUCAGUUUUAUGAUCUUCGUUCAAAAGUGUUUCUUUUGUUUAAUUUUAUUUGCAUUUUUCUUUUUUGCAUUUCAAUGACUGUUUCUUCCGUUUACCUUUCAGUAUUAUCAUUUCUUCAUUCUUCCUCUUCUUCCUCUUCUUCCUCCUCCUCCUUCUCUUCUUUCUUCUUCUUCUUCUUCUUCUUCUUCCUUCCUUCUUCCUCUCUUACUUGCUCUCCUCCCACUAUCCCUACUUUCCACUCUCCCUCCUCCUCUCCUUUUUCUUUCCUCCUCUUCCUUUCCUUCCCUCCUCCCCUUCCUCCUUCUCUCCUCCCCUAUCAUUAUCUCUUCUCCCCCUCCCCUCCAUAUUUACUUAUAUUUCUCUAUCAUUAUGGUUUUUUCUCCAUCAUUUUCCUUAUUUCCGUUUCACUGCCAUUUUGGUUUUUAAAGUGAUGGCUUUCAUUUUGAUUGUGAAAAUGUUACCCCUCCCCCACAUCAGAUGUUGCCCCUCCCCCCUUUCGUAUCCCUAUUCUUUGAGUAAAUCCAGUUUCCUUCAGUAACAUUGUAAGUCAAUAAAAGAAAUCCUUAUUUUUA
This is a messenger RNA of Octopus sinensis (East Asian common octopus), 2458 nucleotides long. RefSeq lists its product as uncharacterized. The record is from RefSeq and is a predicted model, not a curated record. Gene Ontology annotation, biological process: regulation of neuronal synaptic plasticity; regulation of neuron migration. The transcript is spliced from 12 exons. Bases 82 to 1899 code for a protein of 605 amino acids. Lineage: Eukaryota; Metazoa; Mollusca; Cephalopoda; Octopoda; Octopodidae. Gene Ontology annotation, cellular component: cytoplasm; nucleus.